AUGAGUCCGUUUCAAAGAGCAGCUGGAUUUGUUUUAAAGGACAGGAAGGGAAAUAAGUUAAAAACCCGGAAAUUUAUUUACCCUGCUAUUGAAAGGAUAGAUAGUCUAUUCAGUUCUGCAUCCUCAAAAUAUCCAGCUUGGGAUCGAAUUGACUUUGGCUUCCAUCUUAUUUUGUUUUCUAUAUCUCCUUUAACCAAAGAACCAAAUUUUGGGGUUUUUACUACUGAAAGUGGCUCAAGAUUUAAUAGACUCACAUUUAGACCUGCCAAUCGGUCUCCAUUUGAUGGUGAUGGUGAUGAUGAUGAUGACAAGACUUGA
Messenger RNA from Echinococcus granulosus, 318 nucleotides. RefSeq lists its product as hypothetical. NCBI's taxonomy places the organism in Eukaryota, Metazoa, Platyhelminthes, Cestoda, Cyclophyllidea, Taeniidae. The transcript has 3 exons. The record is from RefSeq and is a predicted model, not a curated record. Bases 1 to 318 code for a protein of 105 amino acids.